Molecule: messenger RNA, 967 nt
Organism: Aspergillus uvarum CBS 121591
Lineage: Eukaryota; Fungi; Ascomycota; Eurotiomycetes; Eurotiales; Aspergillaceae
Product: pre-rRNA-processing protein PNO1
Exons: 3
Coding region: 60-830 (256 amino acids)
Cellular component (GO): nucleolus
Molecular function (GO): RNA binding
Source: RefSeq, a predicted model, not a curated record
CACACCACUAAUUUAGUCACUCGACUCGCUCUCACUUCACCGGGUUAACCCAUAUCACAAUGCCUGCACCCACAGCUAUAAGGCAAACUGCCGCUGCCUCAGCGGCACCAGUCGCACCUGCGGCAGACCAAGAUGAGGAAAUCUUGAUCGAUGCCCAGCCUUCAACUGAUGGGGCUGCACCGGCGUUUAACUUUGCAUCCGAUCCAGCCCACGAUGCUGAUGUACAUAUCGAUGAAGAGGGACGGCCUGUUUUUACGCCGGCGAAAGAUGUCCACCGCGUACACCGAGUCGAAGCCCGAAAAGUCCCCGUUCCGCCGCAUAGAAUGACUCCAUUGAAAGCUAGCUGGUCACGAGUGUACCCUCCGCUUGUUGAACACCUCAAAUUACAAGUGAGGAUGAACAUUAAGAAUCGAGCAGUCGAACUCCGUACAUCUCGAUUUACAACCGAUACAGAGGCCCUGCAAAAAGGCGAAGACUUUGUCAAAGCCUUCACGCUAGGGUUUGAUGUCGAUGAUGCUAUUGCACUGUUGAGAUUAGACGAUCUAUACAUCCGCUCUUUUGAGAUCCGCGACAUCAAAACACUCAAUGGAGAGCACCUCAGCCGUGCAAUUGGACGCUGCGCUGGCAAAGAUGGGCGAACCAAAUUUGCAAUAGAGAAUGCCACCCGCACAAGGAUCGUCAUUGCAGACCAAAAAAUUCACUUGCUAGGCGGCAUCAAGAACGUCGAAGCUGCUCAGCAGGCCAUUGUCAACCUGAUCAUGGGUAGCCCACCAGGAAAAGUGUAUGGCAAUCUUCGUAAAGUGGCUUCACGAAUGAAGGAGCGCUUCUGAUUGACUAUACCUGACUCUCCUUUGUUUUUAUUCCGUCUUGUUCUGUCCUAUGACAUGGUUUUGGCGUUGUGGGAAAGGUGAUAUCUGAUUCAAUAAAAUUCAAUGAGACGAUGACACAACAUUCACUUGAAAAUAGC